Molecule: messenger RNA, 2379 nt
Organism: Periconia digitata
Lineage: Eukaryota; Fungi; Ascomycota; Dothideomycetes; Pleosporales; Periconiaceae
Source: the annotation of a GenBank genome assembly
UAUGUAGCACACCACCCACCAUCGAUUGUCUCCGCAACACAAGUACCAUGCAUCGAACCACCGAGUCCACUAGAAAUUUUGCUGCCACCGCUCUUUGAUGCACUACUCUUCAAGCGCCAAGGUGAUGAGCAAUUUGCCGGUACCAACGAUUCCCCCCUCCCAUAUUUUGACCCAUCAAACAAUGUCGUUGUUGUCGUCAUUGCUAAACUCGUCACUCAAGCGUGUCCAACUUUUCUCGACUCUUCCAUUGCCGCGUUCUCGGGGAUUGCCGUAGACGGAGAGACUCAUGCUGGUCUAGUGAAGAUAAGUCUUAUCGCGGACUCCGAUGUCGGUCUCCUACACUUGGCCAUCUUGAUAUGCUAUAACAGAUCCCAAGACAUUAGUCUACGGGCUAUUCAAAAUGCAAUGUAGCUUUAUCGUGAUUUCCUGCCCCGAAGUUUUGUAGGCCAGAGUGGGGUGGAAAAUGGUGUAUGGAAUGCUUGGUAUAUGUAGAUAGGAAUAUGUUAUCCAGCGAUGCGGUCAGAGAAGGUUCUGUGAUAAAGCUUCAAUGGUAGCUGACUAUAGACUUUGAUCAUUUCUCAUUGCAUCAGCAUGAUAUAUACCGGCGUAUUAAGUGUUGUUGCAACAGCAACGAGCAUACUGCCAACGGUAUUCGCCAGUAACAGUCCUCCUUUCCCAGUUUCUCGAUGUCAAGGACUAGAUAUUGAAGAUGCGCCUAUCGCAAAGCUACAAGGUUACAUGACCGAGGGUCGCUUGACUAGCCAUGAUUUAACAGCGUGUUACAUUAAGAGAAUUGCAGAGACAAAUGAGCAUCUACGAUCUGUGAGCGAGCUGAACCCAGAUGCCCUCAAUAUCGCAAGAUCCCUAGACGAGGAACGAGCACGAGGUCAGCUUCGUGGCCCGAUGCACGGGAUACCGUUCCUCGUGAAAGACAACUACUACACCAAUGAUAAACACAAUACAAGCGAGGGUACUCUGGUGCUCCUCGGCGGUAAGUACAUCCGUGAAGCCACGGCAGUCACAAAGGUUCGCGCGGCUGGGGGCGUGUUACUUGGACAUGCUACCAUGUCUGAAGCAGCCGACCAUCGUGCCCUGACAAAGUAUGCCAGCGGCUACUCGAGUCGUACGGGGCAAGGGAGAAACAUCUACAACUUGACCCAGCCUACUGCGGGUAGUAGUAGUGGUUCCGUGAUUGCAGUCAGAAGCAACCAAGUCCCUAUAGCUUUGGGAUCAGAGACAUAUGGCUCUCUUGUACAUCCUGCUGGCCAACUUGGGCUGUACACCGUCAAAUCAACUCCUGGUCUCCAGUCCCGACACGGUAUUGUGACGGGGAGUUAUUGGCAUGAUACUCCUGGAACACUGGCGCACUCAAUCGCCGAUGUAGGGUUGCUCCUCGACAUCAUGAGCGGCCCGGAUCAAUACGACAACUUGACCUUUGAAUCAGUAGGAAGAAUCUCGGAGGAUGGCUAUGCGAGUAAGGUUGCAGGCAAAGAGGCUUUGAAAGGCAUGAAGUUUGGUAUUCCGUGGGACCCUUAUUGGUCGACCAACUCCCAUAUAAACAGUCCUGGGAUAAGGGAAGUGUAUGACGCUCGACUUGAAGAGCUCAAGGGUGCUGGGGCAGAAAUUUACAACAUCACAAAAAAACCAUUUGCUGCCAUUGCCAGUCCAUAUGGGGCAGGCCACCCAGCCGACAUACCACCAGAGUUCAACCAUGCGACCGCUUUUGCCACGCUCCUAGCAGCUGGCUACGCAGAGUGGCUUCGCGAUUGGGAAUUUCCAAUCGACGAUGAUCGCUACGGCAUGAGCACCCUAGCAGAAAUGGCGGCCUGGAACCGAGCGCACAAUGACACGACAGGAGCGCUUGGUAACGGCACCUGGUGGUGGGACACCGAGACAGGACAAAGCUUCUACGACGCCGGCAUGGCGACAAAUGGAACCCUCGGGGAAGCUUUCUGGACAGCGUUUGGCUGGGGUCGCUUCACGGCUCGACAAGCCAUAGACUCGGCGCACGUUCACGUCUUGGAGGACGGAACGCUCGUGGAACUCGACGCGCUACUCAUGCCGAAUGGGAGGAACGGUGGGUACGGGAACGCGUGCGCACCACUUCCGUCAUACGCAGGAUAUCCUGUUGCAUCGGUACCCAUUGGCCUGGAUGGAUAUUCCACGCCUUUUGCCUUUGGUAUCUAUGGAAGGCAGUGGAGUGAGGGCUCGCUGAUCAAGGUUUCUUCGGCGAUGGAGGACCUGUUCCAUUGGAAUGAGAAGCCAUUGUGGCAUAACGUUGACACUGCUGCAGGCCCUUGGGAUGCACCAUGGCCAGGUUAUACAUGCUCCAUGGAGAGUCUGGAUCGGUCGUCUUGCGAGGAGGUUGUUGGAGAAUAG